Messenger RNA from Menidia menidia (Atlantic silverside), 2038 nucleotides. The record is from the annotation of a GenBank genome assembly. Lineage: Eukaryota; Metazoa; Chordata; Actinopteri; Atheriniformes; Atherinopsidae.
UCUUUUCUGAACCUCUCCUUAUAAAGCUUGUGCCGGUGGAAAAGUUUCAUUCUUUUCAAAUGCUUGUCAUAGCUCCCUUGGAUGGAAUAACUGAACUGGACUGAACCGGGAAAAUUCAACAUUUCAACGGGAUUAAUUUAUUUGGUGGAAUAUCAGACCUACAAUUUAUUUCGCAACAUUUUUUUCCCCCUUGCAUUUUCAGUCAGGUACAGCGCUGAACUUAGUUUUUCUGAACCAGAAACAAGUGGUCCUCGCGCACACUUUGUACCAUGGCAAACUCUUGUCUACAACUGAGUGGCUUUUUCCUCGGCUUUCUUGGCUGGCUGGGCAUUGUGAUUGCCACAUCCACAAACGAGUGGGUCAUGAUGUGCAAAUAUGGGUUGAACACCUGCAAGAAAAUGGAUGAGCUGGGAUCCAAAGGACCCUGGGCGGACUGUGUCCUUUCCACAGGACUCUACCACUGCGUGUCCCUGACUCAGAUCCUGGACCUGCCAGCCUACAUCCAGACCACUCGUGCCCUGAUGAUCACGGGCUCUAUCUUGGGUCUCCCGGCGGUGGGAAUGCUGCUCAUGUCCAUGCCCUGCAUUAGACUUGGCAGUGAACCCCAGAGCUCCAAGAACAAGCGUGCCAUCGUCGGAGGAGUUCUCAUGCUCAUAAUUUCAUUGUGUGGCAUGGUGUCCACCAUUUGGUUCCCCAUCGGUGCCCACCAGGAGAGUGGUCUGAUGUCAUUUGGCUUCUCCCUAUACACUGGAUGGGUGGGCACUAUAUUCUGCCUGCUCAGUGGCUCUAUGCUCACCUGUUCAUCAGAGUCCUCCUCUCCCCGUGCCCACCAGGACAACAACCAUUUUUAUUACUCCAAGCAGGGGGGUGGCAACCUGCCAACUGCCUCCUCCACCAACCACGCAAAAAGCGCCCACGUCUGAGAUCGGAGAGAUUUGAAUCCUACGUGGCCGAACAAAGGGACUGUGCUCUGUACAUAGAGACAUAUGCAAAAAAAAAAGGUGAACAAAUGCUUAGAUUCACAUGCAAUACAAUUCCAUUUCCACAUCAAUCCGGACUGGAGGAGAAGGGGACACAAUCAUACCGUCAUUCAAGUUGGAUUACAUUGCACAAUAAGCAAAAGUCACACAGUGUGCAAAUUUUUCCGAAAAAAAAGAAAGAAAAGGAAAAAGACUCUUGAGCUUGUAAUUUGUUUUUGUUCUGCUGAGCUCAAUUCGCAGCCUCCUCAUGCUGGGCGUGGUAGAGACUCACCCCACUGUUUCAUAAGUGUACAGUCUCCUGAUUCUUAACAGAAACCUUGUUUACUGUCUAUAGCAGUGCUAUUUUUUCCCUAUAAUGACUAAAAGAAAAAUACGUUUUGUGAGUGCAUUAGUUGAUUUUUUCCCAAUAACACCAUGAUGUAUUGUUUCAAUUGAAGCAGGGAUGACAGUAUUAUACUUGUUCUAGAAAAUGUGUUCAUAUUGUUUAUAUACAUUGAUUUUCUGACAGUACUGUAAAACUCCAAAGUUGAUGGACUUGAUUCCAAUAAUGUAGCACUGCUUUUCCGAGCCCCAGCAGGGUGACAGCACCAUGAUGGGAACAUUGAUUUAACAAGAAAACAUCAUCCAGCCAUGUUACAAUCUGUGUUGUAGUCUCGGUAUGUGCACUGUAAUAACUUAUUGUACAGUACAACAUUUAAUGAGUACAAAGUUCAUCUCUUUGGUUACAUUCUUUCCUUAUUUGUACUAACUUUUGCUUUAGUGUUGAGCUUUAAGUAUGUUUUUAACAAUGUGGCAUUAUACAUUUCUUGUAGUCAAAUCUCCAAACAUACAGUAGCUUUUAAAUAUGUUUGUAGCUAAAAGUGUAUUUUGCUAGCAUGCACUAAAAUCAGACUUAUGCAGAUGAGUUUCUUUCUAAGGGCUACAAAAUAACACAGAGCUGAGGGGACCUGGUAUUUCCAGCUCAGACAUGGGGGGAAAAAAGUGUUGGCUUUGGAUAUUUAUUGUUUCACGUACAAUGUACUCUGUCAUUUUCAACAAUAAAGACAAUUUAAAUAAGA